UUUAACACCAGCAUGGAUGAGCUGGAGAACACCACUGAUUAUAUCAACGGUACUUUUUUGCCACCCUCUGGGUACCAAGGCAAUGGAAGAUAUUCCAUAACUGCAAUCUGGACCUUGACAGUUAUAGUAGGCUUUCUUAUUAUAUUUACAAUCGUUGGUAAUGUCUUUGUGGUCAUUGCUGUGUUGACUAGCAGAGCUCUGAAAGCUCCACAAAACCUUUUUUUGGUGUCCCUGGCUGGGGCAGACAUCCUGGUGGCAGCCUUGGUCAUGCCCUUCUCUUUGGCUAACGAACUGAUGGGAUAUUGGUACUUUGGCAACCUCUGGUGCGAUGUCUACCUGGCUUUGGACGUGCUCUUCUGUACCUCCUCUAUAGUCCAUUUGUGUGCCAUCAGCCUGGACAGGUACUGGUCUGUCACUCAAGCUGUGGAGUACAACCUGAAAAGGACACCCAGGAGGAUUAAAGGGAUCAUUGUCACUGUCUGGCUCAUUUCGGCUGUCAUCUCCUUCCCACCUCUGAUCUCAAUGGACAGGCUAGGUGUUGGUGAUACGACCGUCCAGAAGGUCAACUGGACAGAUGAGGACGUGAAAUGUGAACUGAACGAUGAGACUUGGUACAUCCUCUCUUCCUCUAUAGGAUCCUUCUUUGCCCCCUGCGUGAUCAUGAUUUUAGUUUAUGUGCGCAUCUACCAGGUGGCCAAGUUGAGGACCAGGACUUUGUCGGAGAAGAAGCCAUCCACCAAUUGCUCCUCACAUAUUGAGAAUGGCUACACCAAGGGGACUUCUGUCAAGUUUCCCGUGGACAGGGAGAACGGGCAUUACCCUCCAUCCCGACCCACCCCACCAAAAACCACCACAGAUCUAGACGAGCUGGACAUUGAGGAGAGCAGUAUAUCUGAGAGCAAGAGAAGGAAGAGCAGCAGUCGGGAGGACAAUACUGAUUGUGGAAAGGAGAGGAAGAGCUUCUCUAAACAGUCCAGCCGCUUGUCCCGUUCUAGUAACAAAUCUGUGGACAUGUUCUCCUCCAGGAAGAAGAAGAGGAGCAGCAUCUCCAGGAGGAAGGUCACCCAAGCCAGGGAGAAGAGGUUCACUUUUGUCCUAGCCGUUGUCAUGGGUGUAUUUGUGGUCUGCUGGUUCCCCUUUUUCUUCAGCUACUGCCUCUAUGGCAUCUGCAGGGAAGCCUGUGCCAUUCCAGAAACUUUAUUCAAGUUUUUCUUUUGGAUUGGCUACUGCAACAGCUCCCUCAACCCUGUUAUCUAUACUAUCUUCAACCAAGACUUCCGGAGAUCCUUCAAGAAAAUCAUCUGCCUGAGUAAGAGGAAGAAAUUCACUCACUGAGAUGUAUGCCAACGUUGACAUUGCACUGCCUUAGGGUGGAAGCAGAGCGCCACGGGGGAGGGGAUCUGCUAGACCAGAUAGUGGUCAUCAAAGCUGACCCACAGCGAUGUGACAGUAUAUGGCAGUCUGAAUGUACAGGCAGCAUGCCUGCUAGCGCUGAGCUCUGUGACAAACCGAAUAUUGUUCUGUAUGUCUUUUACUGAAUCAUAGUUUUCUACCUUAAAAAAAGCCAGGACAGAGAUCCAGGGGAAAAAAUGGGGCUUAUUUGCUAUAUCAUUUGCUGUCCACCAGGUAUGCCAUUUUUUUUCUUUUGUAGGCACCUUCUGCUACAGUAUAUUUUGCAUUUGUUCUUCUGAAAAUAGUAAAAAUAUAUUUCAUA
This is a messenger RNA of Nanorana parkeri, 1714 nucleotides long. RefSeq names its product adrenoceptor alpha 2C (gene ADRA2C). Gene Ontology annotation, molecular function: alpha2-adrenergic receptor activity. Gene Ontology annotation, biological process: adenylate cyclase-activating adrenergic receptor signaling pathway; platelet activation; regulation of smooth muscle contraction. The transcript has a single exon. Gene Ontology annotation, cellular component: membrane. The record is from RefSeq and is a predicted model, not a curated record. NCBI's taxonomy places the organism in Eukaryota, Metazoa, Chordata, Amphibia, Anura, Dicroglossidae. The coding region runs from base 13 to 1335 and encodes 440 amino acids.